This is a messenger RNA of Asparagus officinalis (garden asparagus), 2922 nucleotides long. Its product is annotated as protein FAR1-RELATED SEQUENCE 5-like. The record is from RefSeq and is a predicted model, not a curated record. NCBI's taxonomy places the organism in Eukaryota, Viridiplantae, Streptophyta, Magnoliopsida, Asparagales, Asparagaceae. The coding region runs from base 259 to 1287 and encodes 342 amino acids. The transcript is spliced from 4 exons.
AAGCACUGUAAAAUCAUUCUCGUGACCACUCUCUCUCUUCCCUUUCCCCCAAAUCAAAUCCCCAUCACCGACUUCUUCCCCCAAAUCCAUCCUCGUCACCGGCCCCGACUUCGGACAACCCCAUCACCGUCGGCUGCGACAUCUCCAUCACUGAAUCUCCACGUGCCCAUUUCUCCUCCUCCAUCAAGCCACCGACCUCCCCUAACUCCGGUGACCGCGAGAUCACCCAACUCAGAUCAAUUACAAUUUUUGUGAGAAAUGGAUAACUUGGGCACUGAAGCUAAUGAAGUAAACUUGGACGAUGAUGAUUUGAUAUAUACUCCUUCAGAUGAGUUGAGGCCAAAAAAGGGGCAGGAAUUUGACACAAUAGAUGAUGUUGUGAUAUUCUACAAUGCUUAUGCUAAAGCAGCUGGGUUUAGUGUAAGGUCUUGGACUACUCAAAAAGAGCCGGGAAGUUGUGAAAUAAGAAGGAAAGAGUAUGUUUGUUUUAAACAAGGAAAAUCUCUAAAAAUCACGGAUGUUGGAAAGAAAAGACGUCGAGGAAGCUUAGCUGAGGAUUGUACUGCCAAAAUUGUAGUUUUAAAAUCAAACUCCGGAAAAUACAUUGUUACUGUUUUUAAUGAGGAGCACAGCCACCCACUAUCAACACCAUCAAAGAUUCAUCUUUUAAGGUCCCAUCGUAACGUUUCAGCCGCAACAAAGUCUCUAACUAAACAGUUAUCCAUGGUGAAUAUACCUCAGCAUCAACAAUUCAGUUUUCUUGGAGUACAAUCUGGAGGUAUAGAAAAUAUUGGGUGCACUCAAAGAGAUUUGUAUAAUCAUGCAAGGGAUAUCCGUGCUGAUUUGAAGGGGCAUGAUGGUGAAAUGUUUUAUGAAUAUUUAAAAUUGGAACAAGGAAUGAAUUCCUCAUUUACUUUUCAAAUUGAGGCCGAUGAGGAACAAAAGAUUACUCGUUGUUUUUGGUCCGAUGCAAGAUCAAGGCGGGCUUACAAAUUUUUCGGUGAUGUUGUAAUCUUUGAUACUACUUAUAACACUAAUCGCUAUGGCCUUAUAUUUGCACCAAUAAUGGGGGUUAACAAUCAUGGUCAAACAAUUGUUUUUGCUUGUGGAUUUUUGAAUCAUGAGAGCGUUGAUGAUUUUGUAUGGUUAUUUAAUCAAUUUUUGGAAAGUAUGCCUGGUGGUGUCCCGAAGAUGAUUAUUACCGAUCAAGACCCAGUGAUGACUAAGGCAUUCCCUCUUGUUCUUCCAAAUACUUUCACAGGUAUUAUAGUUUGUAUAUAUUAUUGAAAAUAUUUAUAUACAUAGCCUUUCUUUUUAACACUUUUUUUAAUUCUUUUGACAGGUAUUGUAGUUGGCAUAUAUUAAUGAAGUUUUCUGAGAAAAUUGAUGCAGUGAAGUAUAGUAUUUAUAAAAGUGAGUUCUCGGCUUGCAUUUGGAAAUCAGAGACUCCUGAAGAAUUUGAUUUACAAUGGGAAAGUCUGAUUAAGAAAAGUGGGUUAGAAGGAAACAAGUGGUUGCAAGACUAAUAAUUCAUUGGUUGAUUUUAUGAUAUAGUUUGGCAGGGGAUUAGUGUGCCAACGACAUGAGGAGUUGAUGGCCGAUCACAAAGAUGUAAUUGAGAAACCUAAACUUAGAAUAAAUCAUAACUUUUUGGAGAAAAUGGUUGAUAUUUACACGAAUGAGAUCUAUUACAAGUUUGAGGCUGAAGUGUGUGACAGCUUUAACUACAAGUUACAGUUUGUUAGGGCAACUGACAAUCAGAGUGUGUAUCAAAUUCAAAGAAAGAAGCUCGCAACAAGUAAAGUCUGCGAAAUUGUUUACGACAAGGACUUGGAUUUGGUUUCUUGUAGUUGUAAAAAGUUCGAAAGCGUCGGAAUUCCAUGUACGCACAUUAUAUCAUAUUUGAUGAAAAUUGAUGCUGAAAUAUUGCCUGAUAAAUACAUCUUAAAGAGGUGGACUAAGUCUGCAAAAUCGAGGACAGUGGAUGAUGAUAAAGGUAUGCAGAUAAGCCUUGAUAAUUCUUAUCUUUUAACGCGGAGUCAAUUUAUCCAAUCAUCUUUGGAAUUAGUUGACAAGUCCCUUGUAUGUGAAGAAACGAGGAAGAUGUUUACCGAUGGAGUGCGUAUCAUUAAUGAGCAAAUCGACCAAUUUUUUAGUAGCCACAUGGUUAGUGGUCGCACGGUUGCAAAGAGCUUCACCGAGAAAAGUAAUCAAAUGAGUAGUAAUUUAAUGGAUGAUGGUACUAGUGUGUAGGAUUCUUGUACUUUUCAAAAUAGUUUCAAUGAACCCGAUCAAGUACGAGCAAAAGGGUGCAGCAAAAGAUUGAAGGGAGGAAAAGAGAAAGCAAUGGCUAGAGAAAAAAUAAAAAAGAUAGACGUUGUCACGGGUGUGGUAAAGUAGGCCAAUCACAUGAUAAGCGAAAUUGUCCGGCACUCACAAAUCCGUCUUCUACAUGCGGUGAUACAAUUUGGCAAGAGGGUAAUGGGUCAUCAAGUGAAGAUGGGGAUGAUGUGCUCCUAUGAAGACGUAUAUGGCUUUACAUGCGAAAGUAUAGAUAUCACAGUUUCAAGCGACAUCCUCGUGUUAGAUUUGGCAGAGUUCACCUUUACAACAACUACACCAGUAAUUGGGGCAUAUACGCAGUUUGUGCGAGUGUUGAAUCACAACGUGGAUUUUCUGGCAAAUGUAUAUGUUUGAUGUUUAUGAGACGUAUAUGGCUUUACAACUUUGGGUCUUUCGUGUUUGGAAAGCGACGUAUUUGCACUUUUAACUUAGUAGUUGUUAUGUAUUGUAAUGGGUACUGAGCACAUUUAACUUAUGUGUUGGACUUGUGUAGCUGGGAGAGAUGUAUAUUGUAACUUAGUAUGUUGGGUAAUGAGUGGGACUUGUACGUGGAUUUACUGAUUGUUGGAUGAUUGCCUA